UGCUGUAUGCCUCAGUUUCCCUUUUGGAAAGUGGGGGAGGGGAUCCCCUCUUUGCAGAGUGGUUGCAAGAAAUUUGGUGGCUGUGUGAUUUUUGACUUACUGAAGAGUCAAUGAGACUUCCUUGCUUUGAAUUCCUUGGCACACAGUAGGUGGACAGAUAAUGGCUGCUCUUUGGGGAACAGGCUUCCCUGCUGGAGGCCACCGUGGUUGAGGCAGGCUUGAAGAGAGUCCCCUGGGCAGGGUUGGGGGUGGGGCUUUCUCAGGCCCAGUUCCAGCUGGUCUCUGUAGGCCAGCAUCUAUCUCCAGCAGAAGUGGUUAUGUCUGAAAGCUGCCCAGUGAGGCUAUUGUGGGCCAGUGCUGGAAAACAGAGUGGUCCCACGGAUGGAGCCAGCUGCCUCUCAAUGCCUCUUUAAGUUCAAGUCUCUCUGUGAGAGCGUGCAGGGGGGGUGUGUAUGUGAUGAGUCACCAGCCUUGGUUGCUACCCACAAUUUUAUCAGAGCUCACAACAGUAUCUGAAGUCCAUUUUCAAAGCCAGCUUUAUCCUUGGGCUCAGAAUUUCCCACCCUGCAGGCAGGUGAAGAGGCAGACCUAGUUCAAGUCCAGAAAAGGCAUCCUGAGUGCUGCGCCUCUCCCUCUCCCCCUCCUCCCCUUCCCCACGGACCUUCCGGGGGUUCCGUGGCCUACUGCUGUGAACCAUGCAUGGCAUCGCACGGACUUUCUCCUGGACACCGUGCAAAGUUCAUGAUAUCCCUUCUCUUUAUUUUCCUGUUUAUUCAGAGCAUGUGUAAACACAUGGGUUGCCUGGUUUCAGCCUCUCUUUGGCCAUUUCAUUAUUUCUGGAGCCUCUGAGCAUCACUGGAAACCUUGGAUUUUCUAAAUGAAUCUAAAAAUAAGCUCUUUGAAGAAAAAAUUCUCAAAGUUGGAGAGUUGACACAAGGCACCGUUAUUUAUUUCUUUUCCUUCCUCCUCUUUCUCCUCUUCCUCCUCCCCACCAUCCCUGAACACACAAAAAUCUGGGCAGGCAGAGGCAGUGAGGGACUGGGAAGGGCCCCCUGGGCGAACGUCCAGGGGCUUGGACAACCUGGGGUGUUGGUUUGAACCCUGGGCCGCUUUCUCCGAGAGGCACCCGCUUGGCAAAUGGGGGGCUUGGGAGUCUCGGGCAUGAUUUAUGAAAAGCUGCCGAGGGCCAGGGAAGGCGGUGGCUGGGGCACUCCUUGCAAACAGCCGCCUGGAGCUCCUGCAGGGCCGACUUGGACACUCGCACGCCCCCACUCCCUUCUUCUCGCCGUCGCCGGCUUCGCUCCCUCUCCCAGACUUUUCUCGCGAACAAUCAGGGACUUGUGCUGGCGGCCGAAGGAGCCACGGAGCUGGCUGGCUGCGGAGGAGGCGACGUCAUGGAUUCCUGAGUGUGAAGUUUGCAGGAAAGCCCUUAGUUUUGGAGAUGGACGGGAUCCAGUGGUUUCCAUGGCGCUGGAUAAACAGGAGGAAACAGUGAGGGAAUCCCGUUAUUUUACUGCAUUGAAAGCCUAUAAACACGGAGCGCGGGGAAGGAAGUCGCGUUGCCUCUGGAGUAAGCCCGAUCGCGGAGCCGCGCCGACUCCGCCGCGCCGGGAGCCGGGAGGCGCGCAGCUCCCGGGCCGCUCCGAGGCUCCUUGGCCAGGGCAGCCCCGCGGGCACGCGGUACAGAAGACGGCGCCCCCUCGGCUGCUGGUCUAUACAAACAGACCCCCCUUUCCAAACACCCGCCAAGCCCCCGUCCCCUCCAGAUGCAGAGAGAGGCUGCGUUCAGACUGGGGCACUGCCAUCCCCUCCGCAUCAUGGGGUCUGUGGACCAAGAAGAGCCGAAUGCACAUAAGGUCGCCAGCCCACCCUCCGGACCCGCAUACCCCGAUGAUGUCCUGGACUAUGGCCUCAAGCCAUACAGCCCCUUUACCAGUCUCCCGGGCGAGCCCCCCGGCCGAUUCGCAGAGCCCGAUAGGGUAGGGCCGCAGAACUUUCUGAGCCCGGCCAAGCCAGCGGGGGCCUCGGGCCUGAGCCCUCGGAUCGAGAUCACUCCGUCCCACGAACUGAUCCAGGCAGGGGGGCCCCUCCGCAUGAGAGACGCGGGCGUGGAGCAGGUGCCCCUGGCCGGGGUGGCCGCCAGCCCGAGGUUCACGCUGCCCGUGCCCGGCUUCGAGGGCUACCGCGAGCCGCUUUGCUUGAGCCCCGCUAGCAGCGGCUCCUCUGCCAGCUUCAUUUCUGACACCUUCUCCCCCUACACCUCGCCCUGCGUCUCGCCCAAUAAUGGCGGGCCCGACGACCUGUGUCCACAGUUUCAAAACAUCCCUGCUCAUUAUUCCCCCAGAACCUCGCCAAUAAUGUCACCUCGAACCAGCCUCGCCGAGGACAGCUGCCUGGGCCGCCACUCGCCCGUGCCCCGUCCGGCCUCCCGCUCCUCGUCACCUGGUGCCAAGCGGAGGCAUUCGUGCGCCGAGGCCUUGGUUGCCCCGCUGCCCGGAGCCUCACCCCAGCACUCCCGGAGCCCCUCGCCGCAGCCCACAUCUCACGUGGCACCCCAGGACCACGGCGCCCCGGCUGGGUACCCUCCUGUGGCUGGCUCUGCUGUGAUCAUGGAUGCCCUAAACAGCCUCGCCACGGACUCGCCUUGUGGGAUCCCCCCCAAGAUGUGGAAGACCAGCCCUGAGCCCUCGCCGGUGUCCGCCGCCCCAUCCAAGGGUGGCCUGCCCCGCCAUCUCUACCCGGCCGUGGAGUUCCUGGGGCCCUGCGAGCAAGAGGAGAGGAGAAACUCAGCUCCCGAAUCCAUCCUGCUGGUCCCGCCCACUUGGCCCAAGCAGCUGGUGCCUGCCAUUCCCAUCUGCAGCAUCCCAGUGACUGCAUCCCUCCCUCCGCUUGAGUGGCCGCUCUCCAGUCAGUCAGGCUCUUAUGAGCUGCGGAUCGAGGUGCAGCCCAAGCCACAUCACCGGGCCCACUAUGAGACAGAAGGCAGCCGAGGGGCUGUCAAAGCUCCAACUGGGGGCCACCCUGUGGUUCAGCUCCAUGGCUACAUGGAAAACAAGCCUCUGGGACUUCAGAUCUUCAUUGGGACAGCUGAUGAGCGGAUCCUUAAGCCACAUGCCUUCUACCAGGUGCACCGAAUCACGGGGAAAACUGUCACCACCACCAGCUACGAGAAGAUUGUGGGCAACACCAAAGUCCUGGAGAUCCCCCUGGAGCCAAAAAACAACAUGAGGGCAACCAUCGACUGUGCGGGGAUCUUGAAGCUUAGAAAUGCCGACAUUGAGCUGCGGAAAGGUGAGACGGACAUUGGAAGAAAGAACACGCGGGUGAGGCUGGUUUUCCGAGUUCACAUUCCAGAGUCCAGCGGCAGGAUUGUCUCUUUGCAGACUGCAUCUAACCCCAUCGAGUGCUCCCAGCGAUCUGCCCACGAGCUGCCCAUGGUCGAAAGACAAGACACGGACAGCUGCCUGGUCUAUGGCGGCCAGCAAAUGAUCCUCACAGGGCAGAACUUUACGGCUGAGUCCAAAGUCGUGUUUACUGAGAAGACCACAGAUGGGCAGCAAAUUUGGGAGAUGGAAGCCACCGUGGAUAAGGACAAGAGCCAGCCUAACAUGCUUUUUGUUGAGAUCCCUGAGUAUCGGAACAAGCACAUCCGCACACCUGUAAAAGUGAACUUCUACGUCAUCAAUGGAAAAAGAAAACGAAGUCAGCCUCAGCACUUUACCUACCACCCAGUCCCAGCCAUCAAGACGGAGCCCACAGAUGAGUAUGACCCCACUCUGAUCUGCAGCCCCACCCAUGGAGGCCUGGGGAGCCAGCCUUACUACCCCCAGCACCCGAUGGUAGCCGAGUCCCCCUCCUGCCUCGUGGCCACCAUGGCUCCCUGCCAGCAGUUCCGCACGGGGCUCUCAUCCCCUGACGCCCGCUACCAGCAACAGAACCCAGCAGCCGUGCUCUACCAGCGGAGCAAGAGCCUGAGCCCCAGCCUGCUGAGCUACCAGCAGCCGGCCCUCAUGGCUGCCCCGCUGUCCCUGGCAGAUGCUCACCGCUCUGUGCUGGUGCAUGCCGGCUCUCAGGGCCAGAGCUCAGCCCUGCUACACCCCUCUCCGACCAACCAGCAGGCCUCACCGGUGAUCCAUUACUCACCCACCAACCAGCAGCUGCGCUGCGGAAGUCACCAGGAGUUCCAGCACAUCAUGUACUGCGAGAAUUUUGCACCAGGCUCCGCCAGGCCUGGCCCGCCCCCGGUCAGUCAAGGUCAGAGGCUGAGCCCGAGUUCCUACCCCACCGUCAUUCAGCAGCAGAAUGCCACAAGCCAAAGAGCCACCAAAAACGGACCCCCAGUCAGUGACCAAAAGGAAGUAUUACCUGCAGGAGUGACCGUGAAACAGGAGCAGAACCUGGAUCAGACCUACUUGGAUGACGUUAAUGAAAUUAUCAGGAAGGAGUUUUCAGGACCUCCCGCCAGAAAUCAGACGUAAAAGAAGCCAUUAUAGCAAGACACCUUGUGUAUCUGACCCCUCGGAGCCCUCCACUGCCCCUCACCUUCUGUCUCCCUUCACGUUCAUCUCCCAGCCCGGAGUCCACACGCGGAUCAAUGUAUGGGCACAAAGCGGACUCUCGCUUAAGGAGCUUGCCACCUCCCUCUAAACAUCAGAGAGAACUCUUCCUUUCGUUGUAUGUUUAAAAUCCCAGCGAGCAUCCUGGUUGAUCUUAAUGUUGUUCGGUCCAAAUAUUAAGCACCUGCUGACCAAAAGCACAUUCUGCACAAGACAGGACUCUGGAACGCGCCUGAGAACAGAGUGACUGGAGCUUGGAGGGGUGGGCGGGGGACAGAAGACGUGGACACUGCGAUUAAACCCCAGGCCUUGCGUUCAUUUUUCCAGGUCACAGAUACAGCUCCUGUACCUUUUGAAGGAAAGGAGUUCUCAGACAGCAACCAAAGGAACGUGACCCAAGAGCCCAGCUUACAGGCUGAAGAAACGCAAAACCCUCUUGGUAGAGACAGAAACGGAACCAUCAGUCCUUAGACCUCGCCCAGUCUCGGCCACAACUGGGCCGCGGCUAAAGCUUUAUUUUUGAAUUCUCAUUCCAAAACAAAAACUGUCUUGCACAGACAAGAUCACCUGUUAAGACUUCUUGGCGUUAAGUUAUGACACGUAUAUGCGUUUGUUAUUUUAUUUUUUUCCUGCUUUAAAAAGCUGGCCGAGGCAUCUAGCACUCCAGCUGUCUUGGCGAGCUGUUCUUAACCCCUGCAGCUUACCGUCCUGCUAACACAAUUUCCAUAGACUUGGGGGGCUGACCCAGGCUACAGAGAGCAAGCACCUGUCUGCUGUAGCUGCACAACCUAGAUGCUUUGCAAGGUUUCGGCUUGCUCUCUUCCUAGCAGCCAGAGUGCUUUUCCAUAAAGCAGUGGAGAAUCUCAAGCAAGUGCAUUGAAUUGAAGAAUAGCAGAAGGGGUAAAGAAGCAAGAAGGGAAGUGUGGGUAUUUUUGUUAAGCAAAACAGCCCAAGUGCUUCUGGAAGCUGGUUUACGAAGAUAGAGGAAAAGGGCUGAAUUCCCUCUAUCCUAAAUUCAAAGUGGGACAGAGAAGCUCAGGAUGCUGUUCCAAGGUUCAUUGGUUAAUUUCAUUGGUUAAUUUCACCUGAACCUAUUUAAAGCUCCCUUCUGCCCCUGAAGACCUGUCUGUAUUAGAAUUCCAACACAAAUCUACUUGAAUGCAUCCUCCAGUUUGAAUGAUCUCUGUUCAGACCACUUGUGUGUUAUGUGAUUUCCUUCCUUCCAACUGUUUCCACUGAGCGCACCCACGGUCUCCCCUAGUCCUCUGUUGGUGCGAUUUUUAUGAUUUUUACAAACAAAAUCCUCAAAGUUCUUGGCAGAUGUGUUUUUGUUUGCAUUGACUGCAGAUACCCCAGGACCAGUGGGGAUUCAUUUUCAGCCAUUCAUUUGUUUACUCAAUAAUCCACAACAAAGUGAAAAGAUUCUUAGCACUCCCACUGUACUUAGAGUGUUUUCUCAGUCCAGUCUGUAGGCAGAAGGCCUAAGAAGAAAGUCAUGGCCAUUCAGUGCCCACUAUGGGCUUUGUCAACCCUGGCUCUCCUGUCAAGGUUACCCAGAGGUAAAAGCUUCCUGAGAGUGGGGCCAGGUGUGCUUGGCGCCCCAGAUAGAAGACAAAAUGCUCAGAUUCCAGCCUGUGCUCUUGUAUGCAACCUGUUGGUCAAUACCUAGCAUUUAUUUUUCCCUAACAAUGGAUGGCCUUUCCGUCACCCACCCUAAGCUCAGAGUUGAGCAACAUUCUCUUUUAAAUAAACAAAAUGCCAGUAAGCGGCUGACCCCUACCAUAGAACUUCUGGGAUGCUAAAUACUUCCUUACGAACAUAACAAGUUCCUAUACUAGCAGCUUCCCCUAAAGAAUUUUCUCUCCAGCAAUAAUUGACUUCACUGGGGAAUAGCCAAGAGUGUGGUGAGUGAUUUGUUCUCACUUGACCUGGCUAGGAGCCACUUUUUGCACAUGGGGGAAUUUGGCCUUUCCUCAGUUAUCUGAAUGUUUUACCCAAGUGCCUUCCUGCUAUUGUAGCAAAGUAGCUCUGCUUCCUUGCCUACAGGGUGAAAAAGGAGUAAUGCAUUUUCCAUCAGUUUAUGUUUGCAAAAAGGUCCUCCUGGUAGCUCAACCUCCUGAACGCAUGUGUGUGUGUGUGUGUGUAAUACACACAUAAACCCCUCUCUUUUUCUAAGACAUCUUAGCUGGAUAUUAUAGGAAGCACUUUCAUAAACAACUAUACCAAAUAGCAAAGGAAAGAGAAACAAACCUAUUAGAUGUGAGACAUAAACAGGCAAGAGAAAGUGUAUUAGGAACUGACAGCUAUCAAGGAAGUUUUUUUGGUCAGUUACAAAUGCUAGGAGGAAAUUUUGCCAAGAAUGAUGGCUCAUGAAAUAUUUUCGGUAUGGGAAGAGGCAAUAAGAUCCUCUAAGAGAACAAGAAAGUAGGGGUGUCUAAAUGGUAAAGAUGGGUGUGUUGCAUGUGUUAGAAGGAUCUCAGCUAAGUCAAGGUUUGCUCUUGCUAUAUCUAAGUUAACAUGUAGCACUUGACAGAUGUACCAUGUUGCUGAAUGCAGUAUAUUUCCAAAGUUUGCAAGUCUUCCUGUAUUGUAUAAAAAUGCUGCUGCUUGAUAAUAUAUAUAGCAAUCCAGAUUAAUUAGUAUGUUAUUAAAUUUUAUUUUCUUACCUGUAUUUUUAUGCUUGUUACCUGUUCUCAAAAUAUUACACCCCUGUUGGAAUUAGAUUUAUAUUUAUAAAUGGUCAGAAAUCUUUUGAAGUGACUCUUUUUACACAUAGGUUGAUUCUGUUUUUCUUAAGAGAAAUGACAUAUUCUUGAAACAUUUGUUAAUCAUUCCAGGAAACAAAAAGCCUUAUCAUAAAAUCCCCACUCAGAGCCUGUUCAUCACCUGUAUAGAAGACAGACAGCAUCUCAGGAGAAGGAAUGGCUUUGUGGAAGAAGGAGCACCUUUUUCUUACUCAAGAAUUAUGCUGACUUCAGCCCUGAGCCUGGAUCUAGUCGCUGAGAAUCAUGAAGUGUCUAGAUCCCCCUCCAAAACAAGUAGUCUAGCAGGUGAUACUGGUUUUAAAAACUGACACCAAAACCCUGCCUUCAUUGCAAUGGAAUUGGAAAAGAAUUCAUGUUCACAGAACCCUCUGUUCAGGCUGAUCUUUACAGAGGGGACCAAAGCUAAAUCUUGGUAGAUAAUUCCUGUAUGCUUUAUCCAAAGGACAGUUUUCUAGCACAGACAUAACCAGGGAUGAACUGAUUCCUUCAGAGAACUGGGAGGCACUGAUACUGCAUUUUUUUGUUUACAUCCAGUAGCCAAGACGCCUGCCGCAGUGAGUCAGUCUUGGAGACUGUCACAUUUAGGCAGAUCGGAAGUUGAUAUGUUCUAUUUGUCCCUCUGGAUUGCAGUGAGGCUGAAUUUGUCAUGUCAAAGAAAAAUAAAAGACCUUUCCAAGUGCUUUCUAUUGCUCAGAAUUGAAAGAAUGUUUUCGAGUUUACAAGAGGCAUGGAUGGAGUCGUGACGUUCUUGACAAGCUGGGCUAACCUCUCCCGAACUCAUUUCCUGGAGGCACGGUGCUUGGUGACCCAACACAUCUUAACCUUGGGUCUCCUAGGCUGGAGGCUUGGGCAUUAAGUUUUAUGGAACCCAAACAGCCAACUGCAUAUAAGUAUAUUCCUGCAUUCCAAUUAAGUGCUUAAGAAAAAGCAGCAUCACAUAAAAUUGUGAUCAGAAUCAUCCAUUUCCCUCAGCCUUUGUGACUGCCUUGACCUAAGCCAACAUCACUGUCUUAGUUUGUUUAGAAACAAACUUUUCUGGUGGUUGGUAACAGAGAGAUGCUUCCUGAACCCUCAGGGUCCUGGGAGCUGGAAGUGAAAGGGUUAUUAACAUUCUACCUUUCUGCAGCUGUUGGUGGACUAGAAUAAACUCCCUGCUGAGUUCAGGCUUUGAAUGGAAUGGAUGCAAAUGAUGAUGUUUCCAUUAGAGCAGGUGCUCACCGCAUUCUGAUUGGCCGGAGCAGGCCGAGGCUGUGGCUGUUGGAACCACAAGCUUAGCAUCCUGGACAUCUUGUCAAAGAACCUCACUCACCCCUAUGGCCUCUACAGACCUUAGAGGAGAGAAAACCAAUACAGUUCUCCAACAAAUAGAGAUCUCUCCAACACAGUGGUGCUGGCAGGCUUAGGUUUGGAAAAUCCUGACUGUUAGAGGCAUUUGAAUACUUCACAUUCCUAUGCAAAUGUUUUUCAUCUCCAGUUUAAUGUAGUUUAUUUUUCCUAUAUGUAAAGUAUUUUUAUACGGCUUGUAUCAUGAUAGUUUAGAAAUAAAACAGUUGGAAGCAA
This is a messenger RNA of Callithrix jacchus (white-tufted-ear marmoset), 8881 nucleotides long. It is a transcript of the gene NFATC2, whose product is annotated as nuclear factor of activated T cells 2. Gene Ontology annotation, molecular function: transcription factor binding; RNA polymerase II cis-regulatory region sequence-specific DNA binding; DNA-binding transcription factor activity, RNA polymerase II-specific. Gene Ontology annotation, biological process: regulation of transcription by RNA polymerase II; calcineurin-NFAT signaling cascade; cytokine production. NCBI's taxonomy places the organism in Eukaryota, Metazoa, Chordata, Mammalia, Primates, Cebidae. The record is from RefSeq and is a predicted model, not a curated record. Gene Ontology annotation, cellular component: transcription regulator complex.